This is a messenger RNA of Humulus lupulus (European hop), 1623 nucleotides long. Its product is annotated as gamma conglutin 1-like. The record is from RefSeq and is a predicted model, not a curated record. The coding region runs from base 224 to 1507 and encodes 427 amino acids. Gene Ontology annotation, molecular function: aspartic-type endopeptidase activity. Gene Ontology annotation, biological process: proteolysis. NCBI's taxonomy places the organism in Eukaryota, Viridiplantae, Streptophyta, Magnoliopsida, Rosales, Cannabaceae. The transcript has a single exon.
AAACACUCUUCUUCAGUGCCAAGUGCUCUGCUCCUCGUUCUCCACAACUCUUUUGUUCUCUAACCAAGAUUAUAUAUAUAAUCCUCAUCUUUUUCUUAACUUUAUCAUCAUAAUAAUACGUCACAACACAAGCUCCCCUUACAAGUCCAAAUAUUUUACUCCUAAUUCUAUAAAAACGCCAAGUUUUCUUCUUCUUUUACAUUGCCAACUCUACUCCUUCACCAUGGCUUCUCUAUCUCUUCUCCUUUUUUCGUUCUUCUCACUCAGUUUUCUCGUUUUUGUUUCGGAACCCAAACUUAGUCCACUCAAGCCAACACGGUUCGUUCUCCCGGUUCGCAAAGAUGGCGCCACGGGUCUCCACGUAGCCAACAUUCAGAAGCGAACACCUCCUGUACCGGUCCCUGUGGUGGUUGAUCUCAACGGUCGAUUCUUAUGGGUUAACUGCGAGUCCCAGUACCUCUCCUCGACGUACCACGCUCCGGCUUGCCACUCGACUCAGUGCGCCCGAGCCAACGCUCACUACUGUCACACCUGCUCGGCCCAGCAAACCCGGCCCGGUUGCCACAACAACACCUGUGGCGUCACGGCCAGGAACCCAGUCACGCGCCAGGCAGCCGUCGGUGAGCUGGCCCAAGACGCUCUCUGGGUCCUGUCCACGGCCCAAGGUUCAAGCCCAGGCCCAUUAAUGGAAAUCCCUCAGUUUCUGUUUGCUUGUGCUCCAUCCGUACUGUUACAGAGGGGGUUCCCGAAAAAAGCCCAAGGUGUCGUCGGCCUCGGGGGCCAUUCCUCGGUGGCUCUACCGAUUCAACUCGCUUCCCAAUUCGGAUACCAACCCAUGUUUGCCACGUGCCUCUCACGUGGCAAAGGCGUCGUAUUUUUCGGCGAAGGGCCGUACUUCCUCCACCCGGGAAUCGACGUCUCCCGUGAGUUGACUUUCACGCCGUUGACCAUAAGCCGCGGCGGAGAGUACUUCAUCACCGUGAGUGAAGUCAGAGUCAAUAACAAGCUCGUCCCGUUAAACUCAACUCUGCUUUCGCCACCCAUACGCGGCCUUAUUACGGGGUCCGCAAUGAUCAGCACAACGAACCCGUACACUAUACUGGAACACUCUUUAUUCUCUGUUUUCGUGAACUUUUUCGCCAACGAGCUUUCUGGGGUGCCCCGAGUCCAAGCGGUGGCUCCAUUUGGAACUUGUUUCGACUCGAAGAGAAUUACCAGAACCAGAGCUGGUCCGACGGUUCCUCCUAUCGACCUGGUUUUGGGGAAUCAGAAUGUUAAGUGGAGGAUAUUCGGGGCCAACUCGAUGGUGGAGGCUCGGCCGGGAGUGAUGUGUUUGGCUUUCGUGGAUGGUGGGGUCAGUCAGGCCAGGGCUCCGGUGGUUAUAGGGUCAUACCAGUUGGAGGAAAACUUGGUGCAGUUUGAUCUGGCAAAAUCGAGGUUGGGUUUUAGCUCUUCGUUGCUGUUUCGAAGGACUAGUUGUGCCCACUUUAACUUCACUUCUAUGUAGUAUAAGUGUAUGACUGUGAUAUGAGAAAAGUAAGUGUUAAAAGUUUAGACGUUUGAAGACACUAUAAUAGUAGUGUUGAAUGAUGUGAAUCUAAAAUAAAAAGUCGUUUUGUUACG